Dentiscutata erythropus is the source of this 360-nucleotide messenger RNA. Lineage: Eukaryota; Fungi; Glomeromycota; Glomeromycetes; Diversisporales; Gigasporaceae. The record is from the annotation of a GenBank genome assembly.
UGCUCAAAAUUAUCAAUUGACUUGUGAUAUUUUAAAAGAUAUGAAAGAAUCCAAAGUUAUGCCAGAUGAUGAAAAGACAUAUGGAAUUAUAAUUGAUGGUUUAAUAAAAAAUAAUGAUUUAGAAGAAGCACAUUAUGCAAUUGAAGAAAUGAAAAAUAGAGAUAUUAAAAAUAAUAUUCAAAUUAGUACAAGUUUAAUGCAAUUAAAUUUCAAAAAAAGAGAUUUUAAAUCUGUUCAAAAUCUUCAUAAUGAAAUUAUUGAUUCCGGUCAAAAACCUACAACAGGAUAUUUUAAUGUUUUAAUAGGAGGAUUUAUUAAUGGAGGAUAUGAACCUGAAGCAAUAAAUUAUUAUAAAGAAAU